Messenger RNA from Endocarpon pusillum Z07020, 2796 nucleotides. RefSeq lists its product as uncharacterized. The coding region runs from base 1 to 2796 and encodes 931 amino acids. The record is from RefSeq and is a predicted model, not a curated record. The transcript has 9 exons. NCBI's taxonomy places the organism in Eukaryota, Fungi, Ascomycota, Eurotiomycetes, Verrucariales, Verrucariaceae.
AUGAAAUUAUCCUUCUUUCUCCGUGCUUCAUGCAUUAUACCACUCGUUUCCUGCUUGCCCAGUCAGGCGUACCAAAAUGAGAGCCCAACAAUCGUCAAUCAGACUACUUGCAAUGGGCGCACCUAUACCUACAACGAGCUUGUUGGCUACGGUUUCGUUGCAUCAGAUUUCCGAGACAAGACCGGAGAUACUCUGGGUGGUCCGAGCGCAGUUGCCUUCGAUGCUUCAUCAUGGACGAAAUCGCGCAACGGCACUUAUGAGGGGCUGAUCUGGGUGCUGCCAGAUCGCGGAUGGAACACACAAGGAACGCUGAACUACCAGAACCGUAUCCACAAGUUCGCCAUCAGCCUUUCAAUCCGUACCGAGACAAAUAAUGCAAGCAACUCUUCGGCACCAAACCUGAAGUUCACGUACCUCGAUACCAUCCUCCUGACCGGUCCAGACGGCAAACCAACAACAGGACUCCGAGCUGACACGCAACCUCCCUAUCUGUCAUAUCCCGGCUUUCCCACGCUUCCUUCCGCGACUUAUGAAGGUGACGGUUUCGGAGGAGAAGGCCCGGGCGAUCGUCGCAUCAGUCUCGACAGUGAAGGCCUCGUAGUCGCCAGAGAUCAGUCGUUCUGGGUGAGUGAUGAAUAUGGUCCAUACAUCUAUCGCUUCUCCCCUGAAGGGAGAAUGUUGCAAGCAAUCCAACCACCCAAUGCUUAUCUUCCUCGCCGAAAUGGAAGCCUCAGCUUUGCAUCGGAUGACCCGCCAAUCUAUGACCCGGAUGAUGAGGUUGUUCCUGAAGAUGUCGAUUCGGGAAGAGCCAACAACCAAGGUUUUGAAGGCUUGACCAUCUCGGAGAACGGGCAGAAACUCUACGCUCUGACCCAAUCAGCACUAGCCCAGGACGGAGGGACAGGAAAUCCAGAAAGGAAACAGGCACGCCUCUUAGAGUACAGGAUCAGCGGCGGAAAUGCUGUUUACCAGGCAGAAUACGUCGUCACCCUUCCGGUCUUCAACGGCGGCGAGACCGUGGCCGCUCAAUCCGAGAUAUACGCACUCGCCAAAGAUCAAUUCUUCGUCCUGGCCCGAGACUCAGGAAGAGGUCGUGGUCAGGAUGACGCCGAAUCGCUAUAUCGUCGUGCGGAUGUCUUCGAUAUCAGCCGUGCAACCAACAUCAAGAGCCCAGAAAACGACGACAGCCCGACCGGCUCCAUCGCUGAUGACGAGGGCACCCUCGACGCUGAUAUCACGGCGGCCGAGUACUGCACCUUCCUCGACUUCAACGUCAACUCCGAGCUUGCCAAGUUCGGGCUCCACAACGGCGGUGCACAGGACGAGGGCCUACUGAACGAGAAAUGGGAAGCCCUUGGGCUUGUGCCGGUUGAGCCAAACGGAAGGGGAGGGAACGAUAGGGUCAAUGGGAAUAAAGGGGAGGAGUACUUCCUGUUUGCGUUUAGUGACAAUGAUUUCAUCACGCAGAAUGGCUACGUGAAAUUCGGGCAGUUGCCGUAUUCGGACGAGUCGGGCUUUAACUUGGAUAGCCAGGCUUUGGUCUUCCGGACCCUCGCAUACCUCUUUCAACCAUCAACCUACAUCUCUCCUAUCGGCGGCGUGCAGACCGUCGAGCACGUCAAAGCCAUGCCAGAGGCGUUGGGCAUCAGACUUUUCAAAGAGGAUAUCCAUGCCAUCCAGGACGCUACGCCCUUCAACCCUCUCUUUCCCAUGAACUUCCUGUUCAAUUUCAAAGGGGAUCAAAGAUAUAACCUGGAUCUCACAGCGGCAGGUAAUCAGCAAUAUCAGAUGACGUCUUGGAUCAAUGCACCACCGAAACCUUUAGUCAACACUUCAUUCUGGCUGCACCACUGCAUCUCUUUUGUUCCUCGUAGCACCAAUCGCAAUUUCCUCCUUUUCGGAUCCGAGUUGCAUGUGCACAGCCAAUUUGCUCCUGUAAACCAGAGUACAGAAGACAGAAAAGCUGGUCAGCUGCAACAGUCCCUCAGCGACUUCUUCACAGUACUAUCUGACGAGACAGUCUCCUUCCCAACGAUGGCAGUGCAAGAAUACAACCCAUUCGCCAAACGCGAGAACCACAGCAAAAAGUCUCUUACCGCUUACAAGGUCUUGACCAUCGCCUCAUGGCUCCUCCUCGCAAUCACGGUCCUCUACUACACCUUCAAUGCCCCCAAUGACUGCAAACAUGGCCAUGAUUGCCAUACCAUCUGGGGCCAGAACGGCCGCAUGAGGACCCCCUUCUCCCUCAACUCCAUCGUCACAGGCAUCUACUGGAUCAUCGUGACCAUCAUGCAAGCCGGCUACGUCUGGCACCUGUUCUCCUCAAACGAGACACUGGUCAACAGCGCCGCAAAUAGCAACCUCCUCUACUUCGCCUUCAUCCUCCUCUGGGUACGUUCGCACUUCUGGCCCGCCGAACUCUUCCUCAUCCUCAACUUCCUCAACCUCACCACCCUCUACUUCCGCCACUCGACCACCCCGCGUUUCGUCCACAUCCCCGUCGUCUCCGCCCCGCUUGCCUUCACUUAUGUCGGCGGCUUCUUCCUCCUGGCCUUCAAGGACUACACCAUGGGCUUCGAGCUGGCCAUCCUCUCCCUCGCUCUGGCACUGGCACAGCUGGGCACACACGUCAUCGCCUUGCAAUGGAUCUUCGCAUUCGUCAUCAUGGGCUGUCUGGCGGUCCUGUCGGUCUUGAUCGGCGUGCCGGGCAUCUUCGGCGACAAGAACGGUAUCAGGCACCCAGGCCACAUUGUCGAGCCGGACCGCGAGAGGCAACCCCUGUUGGACGAUCGUUAA